GUUCGCGCAUGCGUGUCAAAAGGUUGCGAGUUCGUUCCUGUUGGAUGACCGCGGUACUCGGUAGUUCAGCGUUUGGUAUCGUGGCAGACUGUCGCAUCAACCAACUGUUCCCUCUUUGCUCUUCCGCGUAAAAGUUUUCUUUAGAGAAUAGUACAAGUUCGGUAAAAAGAACGUUGCUAAAGUUCUCUAUGACGUGUAUUGUGUAAGUUACGUGGAGUACGUCAACAUGAGGUGGUGUUUGACAGCUGUUUUGUUCCUCGGCUUAGUUUGUUCAGUUCGACCCGAUGAAGAGUUACCAGAGCCGACUCUUCGCAUCAUGGCGAGGUCAACGGUCUACAACGUGGGCGAGACCAAAGCAAUCUUUUGUAAAGGACAAAAUCUAAUAGAGCCUAUUCAAUGGUUGUCCCCCUCGGGCAAAGUAGUCGAGGAGCGAUCUACCAAGAAUAGCAGAGUGUUCGUGGAACGCAAGACUGAGGAUGAUGGGGUCCUGGUACCCCUCAUCAUUCAUCGCAUCAAGAUCAGCGAUGGAGGCAACUGGACCUGCAAAGCUGGCAAUCUUUCUGAAACGAAAGAGUUUAUUGUAGGAGAGAAAGUUAAUAUCGCCGACAAGAAUGUCACCCUGGAAGGCGAGGAGGGCAAAUCAGUGAAGUUGACUUGCGAAGCCAACGGGUAUCCUCUGCCAGUCGUCGUUUGGUACAAGGAUAAGCAGCAAAUUAGAGAUAAAGAUGAGCCCAAGAAGUAUUCAAUCAAGCAAGACAACACGUUAGAAAUUAAGAAACUCAAUCACGCCGAUGUUGGCCUUUACGUGUGCAAAGUUAGGCAAAAGGCCUUGUCCCACUACACUGAAAAGACUGUCCAUCUUUCUGUACAACAUAAACCAAUUUUGUACAACAUUGACACUCAAAUGAUUUACACGAACCAAAAAUACAAGACUGAAGAGGUUUACGCUAUUUUAAAUGAUACCAAAAACGUGACUUGCAGUGCCAUUGCCAACCCCCCACCCACCUACAGAUGGUAUAGGAGAAACAACGGAUUCGAUGGCGACCCAAUCUCCGAUCCCGAUACGGUGAUCACUUCAGAAGAUGGGACCAACUCCGUGCUCAUACUGAGAAUUAGGGAAGAAAGCGACUAUGGUGAAUACAGGUGCUCUGCUAGCAACACCAAGGGCUCCGAGUCCAUCAUCUUCCACAUCAACCCUGGUUCCAGACCUGAGCCCCCAGAUUCCGUCAGCCUGGUUGGCGCCAAUACCACUGAUCUCACUUUCAACGUGACUUGUUCAACUUGCAUCUUCGCAACUGGUGAUGAAGUUUCGUUAGACCCAAAGAACCUGACAGUUAUUGGAUACAUUUUCCAGCUGGCUGUUGCGAAAGAGGGCUACCCAGUAGACUGGGAUGGCGCAGCAGAAUAUCGUCUGGAUGUUGAAGAUCCUGAGAAUACUCUGUUCACAGUAGGAUCUCUAUCGAACAGCACGGUGUACCACGUUCGCGUGCGCACACGCAACGCCGCGGGUAACUCCGAAUGGCUGGAGACUGCUGACGCGAAAACGACAGACGACGCGAUCAGGCUCACAGCUGCCUUCACCCUCAUUAUCGCAGCCAUAUUAGUGCAUCUUUAUUAAAAAAAAGCUUCUGGUUGACGUGGGGAUUUUUUUUUAAUUCGUGGUAUAUGUAUAAAGAGUUUCUAUGGUGAUAUUUUCGGCUAGGUUUUUGAUAAGUUACGUUGCAGAUGAGCGCCGAAAAUAUGUUGAAAAAUGUUUGUUUCAAAGUGCGGAAAAAUCAGUGUUAAUGUUAUGCUUUAUUGGUUAAUACAUAGAAUAUUUACUUCAUGUUAAUAUAUUAUAAACUUUAAACUGUUUCAAUGUAUGUUGUUUGGUUUUUAUAAAUUGAGAGAAAAGUCAUCGAAAGUGAAAUGUGUUCGGUGUUUUUGUUAUCAGAAAUUGUUUAAAAAACUGCGUUAUAAUUGAUGCCAAAUAUUAAGCCAAAUCUUUGAAUUGAUAUUUAAACCUAAUUUUAAGUCUCAGUCCCCAUGACAUUCCAAAGUAAAUGUAGAUAGAUAAUGUUUAAUUUAAAACCAAAAUAAUUGUCUAUUAUUGAAGUUUAAAAUAAUUAAGUGUUCAAUUUCUCUUACCAAAUAUUUAAACAGCCUGAAGUUAUAAUUUUAAUAGGUAACAUUACGUAUUUAAUAAAUAUAUGUGUACAUGAAGUGUAACUAAUUUACAUAGGAUGGCCGCUCUUGCUUCUUUUAUUUUGCAAUGAAAAGAGCGCGUACAUAUAUUAUUAUAUAAACAUGUAUAGUAUAUUGCUGUGAUUUGCUUAUAUACAUGUUUGAAAGGGUGACAUAAUUGAGUCGUAUAUAAAAACAUUGUUUAUGCUCUAAUUAUCAAACACGUGAUUCUUAUUUAUUUUUGUCAGAAAACGUCAAACGUUUCCUAAUAAACACUCAUUUUGACAGAUUAUUUUAAAAAUAUAUUAUUAAUUAAAAGUUGCGAUCACAUCGAUACACGUAUAAUUUGAUUAUUUCACGUUUUUAUUAUUAAAAAUCUAAAUGUUUGACUUACCGCGGCAAAAGCACCCAUUUUGCAGCUUGUCACUUGUAAAUACAAUUAUAUAAAAAUAUUAUAUGUAUAAUUAUUUAGCUCUGCAUAAAAUAAUGUAGUUUUAAGUUAUCGCAUUCAUGUUGAAGGGUUAAAGUGUACUUUUGGAGCUAAGUUUAUUUUACAUCUAUAUUUAAAUUAAUAUAAAUCUUUGCCUACUUAUAUAACUAGUUACACUUAUAUAAAGUGAUGUCCACUGAUUUAGAAAGUAUGGGUAGGUAACCCUAAAAAGGGUUGUGUUCAAAGCCUACAAUAACCCUAAUACUAACGUAUGGAAUUGUAGUCUCUUCUAUUCGUUCGUAGGUCUGAUGCGUAAACGAGAGACUUCUAUGCAUUUCAUAUGACUAGUAAUUGCGUAGUUCUAUGAAUUAGCUUCAAAAGUACAUACAUAGGUAUGUGUAGCUGGAACUGAUACAUGCACUACGGUCUAUGUACGAGUAGAUAAAUACAGUUAAGUAUAUUUUAAGUUAUCGUCGUUGUUAGAAUAAGUUUAAUUUUUAAAGUCGAAUAAAUCGAAUCCUUAACAUUAUAAACUAUGACAAUAUUUAUGCAGGUACUAUUUUGAUUCGAAAUUUUAUUAACGGUUCAUUUUUCGAAUUUUACAUUCCAACUUACGAAUACCUAACCUAACCUUAAUCAAUCGGUCAAUUUUUAUUGCAUAAGUCACAGUUUUACCAUGUUCUAGCAGGAAGACUGAUUAUUCUAUUGUAUAUUUGUUUUCCUUUGUAUCGCUUCUUUAGGUAAAACAUAGAUAGGAUUACCUUAAAUGAUGUACUGGAGAUAAUCGAUUUGAAAGGUCAAUCUUUGAGAUUGCUGUAUGAAAACAUUAUGACAUGAAUGACAAUCCCUAUUGACAUUUUCAUUGCGCGUGACACGAUAAGAAUUUUAUUGAAUAUUACUUGCAAAGUUAGCUUAAGAAGCUUGGUAUCACUAAAGUUAAGGGAUCCUUUGGGCUUCAUGCCCAUGCUGCAUUGUCGCAAACAAGAAUCGCGACAUUUACAUAAAAUUUAUAAGUAGUUGAAGAAAAAUCAUUGUUUUAUAAAAUGUUUAUUGCCGUUUGUACCUAAUGUACCACUCUGGUAAUUUCUACUGUGUACAUACAUAAUAUUGUCGGCUAAUGAGUUUCAUAUACACUAAUUGUUAUGUUAAUUACACUGGUGUUUCUGCCUCUAAUAAAAUGGUUUAUAAACAUUUAA
Molecule: messenger RNA, 3789 nt
Organism: Helicoverpa zea (corn earworm)
Lineage: Eukaryota; Metazoa; Arthropoda; Insecta; Lepidoptera; Noctuidae
Product: neural cell adhesion molecule 2-like
Exons: 11
Coding region: 227-1618 (463 amino acids)
Biological process (GO): cell-cell adhesion
Cellular component (GO): cell-cell junction
Molecular function (GO): cell adhesion molecule binding
Source: RefSeq, a predicted model, not a curated record